Stylonychia lemnae is the source of this 906-nucleotide messenger RNA. The record is from the annotation of a GenBank genome assembly. NCBI's taxonomy places the organism in Eukaryota, Ciliophora, Spirotrichea, Sporadotrichida, Oxytrichidae.
AUGGAAGGAUCAAACGAUGACUUCACUUCCACUUAGAAAAAAGGUGGUAGAAAGAAUCCAAAGCAUAAAGACCACAAAGAGACUAUCUUAGUGACAUAGCAACAAGCUGUUGAGAAUAAGAAAAAGAAAAAGCAGCAGUAGGCAAACUUUAUGUAUGGAAAUGCAGCAGAACAAACAAAUGAAGAGGAGGAGAAAAACCCUGAGGUUAAACAAGUAGUAGAGGAAGAAGAACCUGAGGAAAAACAAAAGAAAAAGAAGCAUCAAGGCAAGAGAGGCAAAAAGGGAGGUAAAUAGCAAUAGGAUUCCGAUUAAGAAGAGGAAAAAAAGGUAGAAGAGGUAAAAUAAGUGGAAGAGAUUAAAACUCAAGAAGUUGAGGAAACUAAAGAGGAAAUCUGUGAUAUUCCUCCUGAAUAUUGCUAGAAUACCAAGAAAGACUUUUCAGAAUGUUAAGAGUGGUUGAAAUUGACCCAUCCUGAACUUUAUGAAUAGAUUUAUCCUGAAGAAGAGAAAAAAUAAGAGGAAGGUGGAGAUAGUAAACCAUCUGAUUAAAAUAAAUAAUAACAGAAAAAGAAGAAGAAAGUUGGCUUUGGAACUGAAAAUUAAGAGGUUAAAAUAUAUAAGAAUAAAAGAGGAGCCAAGAAGACCAUUUGUUCAGUUGUUGGUCUUUAACACUAUGGUGUAAAUCUGAAGGACAUUGCAAAAGUUAUGAGUAAAAAGUUUGCAUGCAGUGCUGCUGUUACAAAUGAAGAUAAAUAUGGUGAAUGCAUUUAAAUUCAAGGAGAUAUUCAAGAUAGAUUCGAUGAAUUCCUAGAUAGUGAUUUAGGCAAAUAUAAUAUCCCACACAAUAAAGUUAAGUUCGAAGAAGUAAAGAAGAAGAAAGCAGCUGCUGCAGAGGAAGAUGAAUGA